Dreissena polymorpha is the source of this 1508-nucleotide messenger RNA. Its product is annotated as solute carrier family 23 member 2-like. Bases 25 to 1194 code for a protein of 389 amino acids. Gene Ontology annotation, biological process: transmembrane transport. NCBI's taxonomy places the organism in Eukaryota, Metazoa, Mollusca, Bivalvia, Myida, Dreissenidae. Gene Ontology annotation, cellular component: membrane. Gene Ontology annotation, molecular function: transmembrane transporter activity. The transcript is spliced from 8 exons. The record is from RefSeq and is a predicted model, not a curated record.
UUUAGACGGCAGUCAUUGUUUAAAAUGGUUUGGAAUGAUGACAUUAUGUUCGCAGAAGAGUAUCCUACAAACUUUGGACAUUUUACUUGUCUAACUUUUAAUCAGAGCAUCUCUCUCAUUGUCGUGUUCAUGCUCUACUUCGAUCGGGUACACAUCCCGAUACCUAGCCUGGACUGUAAGCCUACUGGCGCCAAGAAUCGAACACGGACAGUUUCUCGUUUACCUCUCUUCCAGAUGUUCCCGAUUAUGUUAAGCAUAAUUAUCACCUGGGGUGUAUGUGCAAUCCUGACACGUGUUGGCUAUUUCUCGGAGGACCCGAUGGAGAUGUCGUACAGAGCAAGGACAGAUAUCAGGACUAACAUAAUCUUUUCAACUCCUUGGUUCUACUUUCCCUAUCCAGGCCAAUUCGGAAAGCCGCUGUUCAAUACGACAAUAUUCAUAGGUUUUCUUGCCACGGUCGUUUCCUCUAUAUUCGAGAGCAUCGGUGACUACCAUGCGGUCGCACAGCUUUCUUUGGUCCCUCCGCCCCCUAAAAGUGCCGUGAACAGGGGAAUUCUCAUUGAAGGUAUUGGCAGUGUCAUUUCCGGCGCACUUGGUGCCGGGCACGCCACUACCUCUUCUACAGCGAAUUUAGCCUUGAUUGGAAUCACUAAGGUAGCCAGUAGAUCUUGCCUGGUGGCCACAGGGGUUAUUUCCAUGGGCUUGUCCGUGAUUGGAAAGUUAGGGGCUGUGCUGUCAACAAUGCCGGACCCUGCAUUGGGAGGAGCCAUGUUCGUUUCAUUUGGUAUCAUGGUGGCGAUUGGUUGUUUUUCAUUACGAUCAGUCGAUAUGAGGUCAUAUAGAAAUAUGGCCGUGUUCGGGAUCUCCCUGUACGUUGGCCUCGUAAUUCCAGAUUGGCUAGACCGAAAUCCUAAGGGUUUUGACAUAGGAAGUGAAACAGCUAAUCAGAUUGUGAAGGGAAUUCUUGGAUCGCCAAUGUUCCUGGGUGGAUUUGUUUCGAUUAUUUUAGAUAACACAGUCAAAGGAAGCGAGGAGGAAAGAGGAAUGCAUAGCAGAAGAAAGACAUACGUAGAUUUCCACAAUGCCAAGGUCACGGUCACUCAGUCCGAGGUGUACGACUUACCGGGCGUAGACAAAUUAGCCGAAAAAUUCAGCUGGAUAUAUCGCCUGCCAUUUAUACAAAAUCAACGCUGAACUUGUUUGAUGUUUGAUACUAAGCUUAUAAUUUCUAACACAUAUAUAGGUAUUUUAUAUUUAGAAAUAUCCCAAUAAACGUAGAACUCAUCAACUCAAAUGAUUGUAACUAUUCUGAAGACUAAAUGCAAUUCAUUUAUUACUCUUUAGAAAAUUUUAUUCAAACUGUAUAUCUGUAAUUACUCAAGAUACUUAAAAAGAAUACAACAAUUCAUGUGGGUGCAUUUCGUGUUUUAAAAGAUAUCAACAUUAAACGUUGAGUGUACUAGUUUGAUUAAUAUUUAAAUGCACGUGUUUGUUGCCUUUUUUCACAA